UAUAUUUCAACCAAUAGAAAUUUUGAGUGUCAUUCUCUGGCCAAUCAAAUUGAUUAAAUUCAAUGUAAAAUAGUUUCUGCAGUUGAUUCGCCCAUUUCGAUAACCACCCCUUUAGGUAGCCUAAUAUAGUCACAGAUGACAGAGGAAAGUGUUAUUUUGAGAAUUAUCUGACGAAACUGACGAAUUUUUGUGAUUUUUUGAGUUCCACAAAUAGAACAUAGUCGUAUUUUUAGUUUGAAGGAAAAAGAUGACAACAAAUGUUGACGAAGAACAAGCUCUCCGAGAAUGCGAGGCAUAUGUCCAAGCUCAUAAUAUACAGCAAAUUCUCAAGGAUUGUAUCGUGCAGCUCUGUGUAAAUCGCCCUACGAAUCCUAUUUCGUUUCUGAGAGAGCACUUUCAGAAGCUGGAACGAGAACAAGCUUUGGAUGCUAAACAGCAAAUAAUGUCUCCCGAAGAUACAGAAGAUUUGUCUCCUUUACCAGCUCACACCCAGCAGCCAGCCCGGCGUAGAGGGGGCAUAUCUGCAGAACCAGUGUCCGAGGAAGAUGCUACGAGUUAUGUGAAAAAAGUAGUGCCCAAAGAUUACAAAACAAUGGCUGCCCUGUCUAAAGCCAUAGCUAAAAAUGUACUUUUUUCACACUUGGAUGAAAACGAGAGGUCAGAUAUUUUCGAUGCUAUGUUUCCAGUUAACUGUCUUCCCGGUGAAUCCAUUAUUCAACAAGGCGACGAAGGUGAUAAUUUCUAUGUGAUCGAUCAAGGUGAAGUAGAAAUUUACGUAAACAAUGAACUUGUUACUACAAUUGGAGAAGGGGGUAGUUUUGGUGAGUUAGCUCUUAUUUACGGGACUCCACGUGCCGCUACUGUCAAAGCUAAAACUGAUGUUAAACUGUGGGGCAUAGACAGAGAUUCUUAUAGAAGAAUUUUGAUGGGUUCCACAAUAAGAAAAAGAAAAAUGUAUGAAGAAUUUUUGUCACGUGUUUCUAUACUUGAAAAUCUGGAUAAGUGGGAACGUUUAACUGUUGCUGAUGCUUUGGAGCCUGUUAGUUUUGAAGACAACGAAACUAUUGUUUGCCAAGGUGAACCAGGAGAUGAUUUCUAUAUUAUUGUGGAAGGCACUGCUAUCGUUAAGCAGAAUAGAGUUGAAGGUGAAGAGCCCACAGAGGUGGGACGCUUAGGACCCAGUGAUUACUUUGGUGAAAUUGCCCUGUUGCUUGAUAGACCUAGAGCUGCCACAGUUGUAGCAAUUGGGCCUCUAAAGUGUGUAAAGCUCGAUAGAGCUAGAUUUGAAAGAGUUUUGGGUCUUUGUGCUGAUAUAUUAAAGAGGAAUAUUACUCAAUAUAACAGUUUUGUGUCGCUUUCUGUUUAACAAAGAUUGUUGUAAAAAUAUUCCUAUUUAAUGGGUUGAAUUUGACUUGAGCCAAAUUGUAAAUCAUUUCUUGUUUUUUGGAAAUGAAUAUUGUGCUUUAUAAUUUGCUGUUUGUUUGUCUUGUGUUUAAAAAGUGCCAUCAAAAUUGGAAAUUUUAUAUAUUUUUUUAUACUGUUUAGUUCUCACUUUAAUCUGCAGAUUUAUUUUUUGAAGAGUUUGAUGGCACUUUUGGAGUCUUCUUAAAAAUUCUGUACUCAAUAAUAAUAAAUGAUAAAUAAUGUAUAUAUCUACUUAAUAUAAUCUUCCAUUAAAAAUAAUAACCACUAAAUCUGUUUUGUGUAUAUUAGCCGUAGGUAGGGCCUUUGUUAACUUAUUUAUAAAACUAUAUGAACAUAUA
This is a messenger RNA of Psylliodes chrysocephalus, 1763 nucleotides long. Lineage: Eukaryota; Metazoa; Arthropoda; Insecta; Coleoptera; Chrysomelidae. The record is from the annotation of a GenBank genome assembly.